Molecule: messenger RNA, 2463 nt
Organism: Exaiptasia diaphana
Lineage: Eukaryota; Metazoa; Cnidaria; Anthozoa; Actiniaria; Aiptasiidae
Exons: 2
Coding region: 1-2463 (820 amino acids)
Source: RefSeq, a predicted model, not a curated record
AUGAUCAAUGAUUACAAAUCAAGUGUGAGAUACAGAAGAAGAGAAGAAACCAAGAAUAUAUUAGGAUUUAUACAUGGGGGGCUAGAACCAUCCUUAUAUGGAGCAUGGGAUUUUCUAAUAAGUAAUGCUCCUAAUGAGCUAAUUUGUAGAUUAAUUUCUAAUUACAAAAGAGGAAAGUUUAUUCAGGGAAUUUUUGGUAAAGCCAUACAAGAUUAUGAGAAUUCAGAGGAAGUAGUUAAGCAGUCUGUUGCUAUGAAAUAUCAAAAUUAUUUGUCAAGACGAACAUAUAAGCUUGUGUGCAAAACCCAGACAUCCUAUUUCAAUAAUGAGAAGGAGGUAUGGUUACCACGUAAUAUAAAAUGUUUAGGUAUUGAUUUAAGACUACCAAAGUUAAGUCUGUCAGAUAAUAAUGUAGAGAAGUUUGUUAAGGGUUUAGACAUUGGUCAUGUUAGUCAAAUUCCAGGUAUACCAGGUGUUUCUAGAACAGUCACAGGCAGCGUGUUUAUGAUCAUUGAUUUACAUUUACGUGUACCACACCUUGCAAGAAAGUUAACCUGGUUCAAUGACAAUGAGAAUCAUUUUGUUUUUCAGUUUUCAGAUGAUGGUGCUCCAGAAACAAGUCAACUGACAAUGUCUAUAGGUAGCAUGGUUUGUUGGAAUUUUGGUGAUGAGGUACGUAGCAGAGAUUUGCAUUACCUUCUCCAUUGUGUCAGUGUCGGUGAGAAAGAUAACAUAAUGGAGAAUCUCUGGAAACAACAUACUGAAGAAAUGAAAAUGCUGGAGGGUAAUGUAUUGACAAUUUAUAACAAACAGUGUACUGUUGAGUUUCAGCCAGGAGCUGAUAUGUCAUGGCAGAGUUGGGCUGCUAAUGAGUUGAAUCAGGCUGCAACCUAUCCAUCGCCAUAUGCGAAUGUACAUAAGGGAAAUAUGAGUACAAUAGGGGGAAGUAUUGGCAAUGAACCAGGUUGUACAUGGAAACCUUUUUCUAUGGAAAUUAGAGAUUCAAAUAUCAAAUCUCUAAAUGAAUUUAUGGAAUCUCUUCCAGAUAGUAGUACUGAAAAGAACAAACACAAAAAAAAGUUAGACUACAUGGCUGAGAAUGGGAUGAGACAGCUUGGACCACCAAGAAUUGCAAUAUAUGUAGAUAGACUCAGACCAGAACCUAUGCACUGUGAAAUAAAUGCAUGGCAACAUUAUGUUGACCUUAUUUAUUUAGAAGCAGUAAGAAGAAAUACAUUUACUUCCUUUGUUUCUGUUUUAGAAGCUCCUGUAGGAGGUUCUCAAGGUCAAGAAGCUUCCCACAAAGAAACAAGUGCAGUCCCUGUAAGUCAUAAUUCAAUCAAUGAUGAUAUAAACACUUGUAGUUCUGCAGGGGAGCGUGCAAGACAGCAGAAGUUAUUGCAACAAUCUGAAAAUGAUUUAAGGGACAGCCUUCAAUCAUUUAGUAAUCAACAUGCAAGCCAGGUGUCUCAGAUUCAGGGAUGUGGGCUAGGGUAUUUGUCAUCAAAGAUAAAGGAACAUUAUAAUAAUGAAGGUAAUAGAUUCAACAAGCUUUCAAUUAGACUCAUAGGGAGUCAAGCUAUAGCUUUAGCUCGGUAUUCUUACCAUUUAGUUGAUACACUAGAAUGUGAAAAUGAAACUGCGGCACAAAAAUUGCAACGUUAUUCAAUUGGUAAGAUUGACUGCCUCUUAAGGAAUGCAGGCGGCCUCUUUAACAGAACUGAGCUUAACUCUGUUCAGAUAUCAGAACUUAAAGAUGCAUGUGAAAUGUAUUUUAAUUUAAUGUCCCUUUUUUUUCAAAGCAGUGUCAAUGUUUCAACAUGGACAGUUGGAUAUGCCAUCCCAUACCAUGCCAAACUGAUUUUUGAACAAUAUAAAGUUGGUUAUGGCAUUGUAUCACUUCAAGCAAAAGAAGCAAAACAUGCAGGCGUGAAAAAAGAUUUAAUGUUGAGUAACCGCUCAAAUGUCAGCUCAAUUGUUGGUAAAUGGUGGCAAGUUAUGCGUAGCAAUUAUGUUCGCUCAUUUUACCUACCAGAACAUCAACCCAUACCAUCUUCAUAUAUCUCCCACUAUCAAUCAAGGCUACCACGACAUUGCAGUUCAUCAAAACAUUGUAGUUGUGGUAGGGAAAAAGACAUUGACAAUGAUUUAUGUUUAUUCUGUGCUUCUAGCAUUGAUGUGGUCAAUUGUGCAUUGAACAGGAAGUUGGAUGAAUCAGUGUUGGCAGCUUUAAAACCAGAAAUAUGUCAACAUUGUAAUAGUAGGUUUGCUGACAAAUCAUUAUUAUCUUCUCAUUUGCGUUUUUGCAAAACAACUGAGGUAAGAACUGGUAGUGUUAUUAACCCCUUAACUAUGCCGGUGCCUGCAUUGAAGGAGGCAUUGCGCAACAGACAUUUAAGUACAACUGGUAAUAAGAGUGUACUUAUUCAGCGUCUUGAGGGGGCCUUAGCUGGCGAGGGUUAG